This is a messenger RNA of Clarias gariepinus (North African catfish), 3121 nucleotides long. RefSeq lists its product as uncharacterized. The transcript has 5 exons. Bases 328 to 2148 code for a protein of 606 amino acids. Lineage: Eukaryota; Metazoa; Chordata; Actinopteri; Siluriformes; Clariidae. The record is from RefSeq and is a predicted model, not a curated record.
CAGGACGUGUCCGUAUCGUUCGAAUAGAUAUAACAUCGGCACUUACUCAGAAGGUUAAGAAAAAUGCAUGGAUUUGUGUGAUGUGGAAGUAUCAUCAUUUCAAAGUCUUAGAGGAAUAACAAAGACCAUGAGAUAAACUCACUUGGAAAUGAACUGAAAACUUCAAGGAAUUAAAAGAUGUGGAUCUACUGCAAUCCAGGAUUUGUUGGAAUUUUACCUCUGGUUUUGGAUAGAAAUUAAAUGCUGUGUGUUUGUGAGUAUGAGCGUAUUAAUGUCUUCCUUAGUUAUAUGGCAUCUAAUCUAAUCUUUCACUUUCAAUGCGUUUAAAUGGAGGACGCAAACCCUGUAUCGGACACUCAGAUCUUGCUGCAGUCCAUGCUUCAAAAGCUGAAGCUUCAACCGAGACCGGAGAGCAUCGGCACACGCACUCAAGCAGAAGUACAGUAUAGUACAACAUCGUCCGAGCAAAAUGGCGAUGGUGCUGAGAGGUCACCUCAAACCCCGCCAAUGUACAAUUUUAAUAUUUCUACGGACAGAUCUACUACGAGCACAGGGCCUGGAUCACUGAAUCCGGGUUCUCCUGGUGUAAGAGCAUCUUUUUUUGAAGAUUUCGCCAAAGGAAUUGACAAAUCAGGAAUGUCAUCUACACCACAACAGAGAACGCCGAAUCAGGUGUUGAUGAGCAACCACACUGUAGCAGGAGGAAACGGUGAUGUUAGUACACACCCAGAUGAUGUUCUGAUGCCUAGGCAAGACAGAAAUCAAAAAUCCUUGGAAUUAAACGUCCAGGGUCAGGAGGUUGGAGAGAGGAAAUGGACGCAGAAGGUGAAGGAAAAAUGGAAGGAGAGACACCAAAACAUUUCCAUAGAAGAAGGAGACGACAAAGGGACACAAGAACAAAGCCAAGUGAGCAUCGGGUCUCCAAUUCCUGUCCAACGUCUUAUGUCUCAUGACAACAACACAACUACAGUCUAUAAUGGGAGACUGGAAGACAGUCUCCAGCAGCAGCCAAUCAACAAUGGUCUAUUCGAAGACAUUCCCAGUCCACUGGAUCACAUGAGUGAGACUUUGUUUUCACCAGGCACGUUUAACCUGAUGGAUGAAAUCUUCACUGGCCAGGAAUGGGCCAAGUACCUCCCAUCCAGCACCAGCAACCAAUCAGCAUCCAGCUUCAUCACACAAGACCAAGAACUGGGAUUAACAAGCAGUAUUAACCAAUCACACCCAAAUGAACAAACCAGGCUCAACCAGUGGAAUUACAGAGGCCCUGAAUUGGGAUUGACACAAUCACAAAUGAACUCUGGAGGUUUUCACACCACUGAAUACCACUUUAACGAAACAAAGAGUCCAGGUAUUGGUGCGGCUUCUAUGUCUGAGUUACACAAUGGCCAGUAUGGACUGUCUGAUUCAGGAUCAAACCAUUUGGAGAGUAUGGAUCUGAGUGUCAGUGCACUGGGAAACAAUUACCCAAUCAGAGAUCAAGUGCAUAUUUAUCCAUAUAAUCAAUUAAAACAGAAACUAAAUGUAGAAUCUAAUCAGCAAAUGAUGGAUCAGUCACAAACACCGGGAAUAAACCACAGCCAAUCUGGAAAUGAGCAUGAUGUUCUCCGCCUGGUGGAUUUAUCAUAUGUUCAGUCCAGAGAAGAUAACUCGUCUCUGAAGAAGAAAACACUCCUGAACCGUAAGCGAAGCUACUCCACAGAGAGGAGAGGAUCAAAUGAGAGAUGCAGGACAGAGACAGAGGAAAUGCACGAGUGGAGACAUAAUCCGCCCACUUCUGAUCCAACACCAAGCCUUUCCCCGGCCUCCUCUACCUCGUCUCUCCAGCACUCUUUAUCCGAGGAGUCGGAUUUGUCAGUGUCUACAGAAAUUGUGAUCAAAAAGAGGCGGGUAGAGAAUGCACGUCGUGUCCGAUUUUCAGAAGUGGUGACCUAUGCACCACCCCUUCUUCUGACUGACGAUGAUGGUGAUGCUGAUGAUGAAGAUUACAGUCAUCAUGACAACACGGCCAAUGAUGUUCGUGAAGAAGAGUCUCCAUCUCGCCUGCUGCCUGUCCCCAGAUGGAUUGAGGCACUUAGGAGUAAGACUAGGAGUAAGACCAAAUUUAAACUUCCACGCAUAAGGACUAAAAAAUAUCGUUUUAUGUGAUAUACAAUAAACUAUAACCUCUACCUAAACCUGAAUAACACUGUUAUGACAACAUACAGUACAGUACUUCUGUACUAUGAGAUAAAACAUGUAAAGAUAACUUACUAUAUCAAUAAAUGUCGUUAUAUUCAUGCUUAUAUAUAAACUUUCUUUUGCCUUCUCACGUCAAUGCUUAUAUAUAGGUAAUAAAAUAAAAAUGAUAUACAAAGUGCAUAUAGUACAAACCCUAAUUAGCCAGUUUUUUAGGAACACAGAUACAUCUGCAAAGUGGGUAUAGUUUAAGAAUUUCAGAAACUGCUAAGUAAAGACUUUGUUAAUGAGAAAGAUCAGUGGGAUUGAGCUGACAGAAAGUAGGAGGUAGGAGUAGCUUGAUGGUUAAAGGUGUUGGACUACUGAUUGGAAGGGUCCUGGGUUCAAAUCCCAGCAUUACCCUGGGCCCUUUAAAAUAACUGAUUUUAAACAAAUGAAACAUGGAAUAAUGUAGGAAGAAACGUGAGAGAUUAAACAAUUUAUUAACUGGUGUGUAUAUAAACCACAUUCAUUGAAAUAGUAAUUAUGCAACAUGAAUAACUCAAACACACCGAAAUGCCAAAGAAAACAAUUGAGCACAAAGUACAGUAAAAAUCUUACAUUGUAAAAAAUGAUGAACAUGAAGUUUGUAUUACUUUUUAUUUAAAAUGUAUAAUUCUUUUUUUUAUUAUUUCAUUGUGUUAACAUAUAUUGUGUUUACAGUGUGUUCUAUAUGUAUUUGGUAAAUGUGGUUGGUUAUAUAUAGUGUUUUAUUAUUUAGGCUUCAAUAAAACCCAAACAUAUAAGAGCCUGGAGAUUAAAAUAUCAGUUAAAAUGACUGGAUGUUUAAAUAUGGCAAAUCUACCAGACUGAACAUGCAGUUAGUGUGGAUCGUGAAAUGUUAGCAAGGAUGGUAUAAAGAAAUAAACUACUUAUUAUAAUACAGCAAGAUGAGAGAGAGACC